This is a messenger RNA of Pteropus alecto (black flying fox), 1347 nucleotides long. RefSeq names its product keratin 32 (gene KRT32). Gene Ontology annotation, molecular function: structural molecule activity. Lineage: Eukaryota; Metazoa; Chordata; Mammalia; Chiroptera; Pteropodidae. The transcript is spliced from 7 exons. Bases 1 to 1347 code for a protein of 448 amino acids. The record is from RefSeq and is a predicted model, not a curated record.
AUGACAUCCAAUUGCUCACCUGCUUCCGUCAAGAGCUGCCCUCGGCCUUCUUCUGUCUGCUCCGGCAGCAUGAGCUGCCGGCCUGAGCUGUGCCUGGGUUAUGUCUGCCAGCCCAUGACCUGCGUGCCUUCUGUCUGCAUGCCCACCACCUACCGGCCGGCCAGCUGCCUCUCCAGGACCUACCUAUCCAGCUCCUGCCGGCCCAGCAGCUGCCGGCCAACCAAUAGCAUCUCCAGCUCCAUGGGUACCUGCAACUGGUACUGCGAAGGGACCUUCAAUGGCAGCGAGAAGGAGACCAUGCAGGUCCUGAACGACCGGCUGGCCAGCUACCUGGAGAAGGUGCGCCAGUUGGAGCAGGAGAAUGCCAGCCUGGAGAGCAAGAUCCAAGAAGCCUGCCAGUCCCAAGUGCCCAACGUAUUUCCUGACUACCAGUCUUAUUUCAGGACCAUUGAGGAGCUCCAGCAGAAGAUUCUGUGCUCCAAGGCAGAGAACGCCAGGAUGGUGGUGCACAUCGAUAAUGCCAAGCUGGCCGCUGAUGACUUCAGGACCAAGUACGAGAUGGAGCUGGCCCUGCGGCAGCUGGUGGAGGCCGACACCAACGGCCUGCGCAGGGUCCUGGACGAGCUGACCCUGUGCAAGGCUGACCUGGAGGCCCAGGUGGAGUCCCUGAAGGAGGAGCUGCUCUGCCUCAAGAAGAAUCAUGAGCAGGAAGUCAGUGCCCUCCGAUGCCAGCUUGGGGACCGCCUUAACAUUGAGGUGGACGCCGUACCCCCUGUGGAUCUGAAUAGGAUGCUAGAAGAGAUGCGGUGUCAGUACGAGAUGGUGGUGGAGACCAACCGUAGAGACGUGGAGGCAUGGUUCAACAUGCAGAUGGAGGAGCUUAAUCAGCAGGUGGCCACGAGCUCUGAGCAGCUCCAGACAUACCAGUCAGACAUCAUUGAUCUGAGACGAACAGUCAACACGCUGGAGAUUGAGCUGCAGGCCCAGCACCGCCUGAGAGACUCUCUGGAGAACACACUGACAGAGACAGAGGCCCGCUACAGCUCCCAGCUGGCCCAGAUGCAGUGCCUGAUCACCAACGUGGAGGGCCAGCUGGCUGAGAUCCGGGCUGACCUGGAACGGCAGAACCGGGAGUACCAGGUGCUGCUGGAUGUCCGGGCCCGGUUGGAGUGUGAGAUCAGCACGUACCGAGGCCUGCUGGAGAGUGAGGACUGCAAAUUGCCCUGUAAUCCAUGCUCCACAAACUCAUGUCCACAUUGUGUGCCCUCUCCCAGUGUGCCCUGCACAGUCUGUGUGCCCCGCGCUGCCUGUGUACCUUGCGUGCCCUGCCCCCCAGGCCGCUACUGA